Messenger RNA from Rotaria sp. Silwood2, 432 nucleotides. The record is from the annotation of a GenBank genome assembly. NCBI's taxonomy places the organism in Eukaryota, Metazoa, Rotifera, Eurotatoria, Philodinida, Philodinidae.
AUGAAUAAAGAAGAAAUCAAACAAUUAUUUAAACAAUUUGAUAAUGGUAAUGGUCAUUUAUCGUUAGCUGAAAUCGAUCGAGCUAUUAUUCAUUUUUAUCCACAAUUUGGUACUAAUAAGAAAGCAAUUAUGCGAGCAUAUAAGGCAGCUGAUACUAGUAGUAAUGGUUUUGUUGAAUUAAGAGAAUUUGAAAAAAUUGUUCAAUUACUCGAACAAUAUGAUCAAAUAAGCAAAGUAUUUGAAGAAUUAGAUACAAAUGAUGAUCAUCGUAUUGGUUUUAAUGAAUUUAAAAAAGGUUUUCAAUUAUUAGGUGAAGAUGAUUCGGAUGAAGAUAGUUUAAAACAAGAAUUUGAUGCUAUUGAUUCAAAUGAUGGUGAUUAUAUUCUAUUCGAUGAAUUUUGUAUGUACAUGGCCAAUAAAAAAGUACGAUAA